Messenger RNA from Radiomyces spectabilis, 1364 nucleotides. RefSeq names its product kinase-like domain-containing protein. Gene Ontology annotation, cellular component: cytoplasm. The coding region runs from base 80 to 1213 and encodes 377 amino acids. The record is from RefSeq and is a predicted model, not a curated record. Lineage: Eukaryota; Fungi; Mucoromycota; Mucoromycetes; Mucorales; Radiomycetaceae. Gene Ontology annotation, biological process: phosphatidylethanolamine biosynthetic process; phosphatidylcholine biosynthetic process. Gene Ontology annotation, molecular function: choline kinase activity; ethanolamine kinase activity. The transcript has 4 exons.
CACAGAAAUCGGCAUCAUUGAAAAACCCGGAGUUUCGACACUUGGAACAUUUACCACUUUUUUCUUCUUUCCCCAAAUCAUGGCAACUCCCGAUGCAAUUCAUCAUGGCAUGGUAAGCGUAGCGCCUUCACAAGCAGGACACGUUAAUCAGCCAACCAUUCCAACCUGUGACACCAUUAUUGAUCUCACCGUUCUCAAAGGCGACAAGCUCAAAAGUGUGGUACUUGAAUUGAUAGCCACUUUAUUUCCUGACUGGGCCAAAGGCGUAACUGAAUAUCAACUUGAUCGUGUCAGUGGAGCGUUAACAAAUGCCGUAUUCUUUGUGAGCGCACCGAACCGUGACCGUCUCUUACUGCGUGUAUAUGGUAUUGGGUGCGAUCAGAUAGUGGACCGAGAAAACGAAUUAGCGUGGUUAGCUCGCUUGUCGCAGUUGAACGUAGGACCGAGAUUGCUGGCUACCUUUGGAAAUGGCCGUUUCGAGGAAUACAUGCCUUCUGUCACCUUAACUCGCGAUGAUAUUCGUGAUCCUGAUACCUCUGUUUUGAUUGCCAAGGGAAUGCGUCGUUUGCAUGCCAUCUCCAAAGUGUAUCCACCGACUUCCACCGAUCGAUUGGAAAUAUGGGUAAACGUCGACAAGUUUUACCGGGUGGUGCUCAGCAUUCUGCCGGAAUUAUACCGAAAAAACGAAGGUUGGGCCAAAGUGCUUCGAGAAUACAAUAUUGAACGCUUACAGCACGAAAUUGCCCAAUGCAAAGCCAUCACUGAGGCCGCCAACAGUCCCAUCGUAUUUGCUCACAACGAUACACAACCCGGCAAUAUCCUCAGAUGUCAUGAUGGCGAGCUUGUAAUUGUGGAUUUCGAGUAUGCUGGCUAUAAUCCUCGAGGAUUCGAUAUUGCCAACCACUUUUGCGAGUGGAUGUACGAUUACCACAGUGACACGCCAGCCUCCAUGGAAACAGAAAACUACCCUACUGAGGAGCAGCAGAUGCGAUUUUUGAGUGCUUACGUGGCGGAAGCCAAGGCUGAACAUAGCGAUGCUCCCUCCGUCGAAGCACUGUCCAAAGAAGUCGCGGUCUGGGUAAUGGCCGGUCACGUCUUAUGGGGCCUUUGGGGUUUGAUUCAAGCUAACCAAAGCGAGAUUGAUUUCGAUUACUUCCUGUACUCCAUUCAACGUCUCAACGCCUUCCGUAAUGAAUUCAGCAAAUACGCCUAAGUAAAUUCACAUUUGUCAAUUAUAGACUGUAUAUAAUAGCUGUAUAACAGGAUCCAAAUUAAUGAAAAAAAAAUGGAGAAUCCGUUGGUGGUCUUGGCUACCCAUGACGGUGUUCCUGUAAUAAAAAAAAAAUACCAAAAUUUCUCUACAA